GUGGGAUGUGGUAGCCGCUCUUCACGGGAACAGUCGAGCUCAAAUCACCAGGCUGUUAAAAAAUGGACGCGGGAUUUUUCCGCGGAACCAGCGCAGAGCAGGAUAACCGCUUCAGUAACAAACACAAGAAGUUGCUGAAGCAGCUGAAGUUUGCAGAAUGUCUGGAGAAAAAGGUGGACAUGACCAAAGUAAACCUGGAGGUCAUCAAGCCCUGGAUCACGCAGCGUGUGACCGAGGUCCUCGGCUUCGAGGACGACGUGGUGGUCGAGUUCGUUUUCAACCAGCUGGACGAGAAGAACCCGGACGGGAAGAUGAUGCAGAUUAACCUGACGGGUUUCCUGAACGGGAAGAACGCGCGCGAGUUCAUGAGGGACCUUUGGCCGCUGCUGCUGAGCGCCCAGGAGAACAUCGCCGGCAUCCCGUCCGCCUUCCUGGAGCAGAAGAAGGAGGAGAUCAAGCUCAGACAGGAGUCUCUGGCAGUCAUGAAAAAGCUGGAUGAUGAAAAGAAAGAGAGGGACACUAAAGAGAGAGCUCAGUCCAGGAGUCCCAAACGGAGGAAAUCUCGGUCGCCGGUGAAGCGUGACAGGAAGCGCAGUCACUCUCGCUCACCUCGGCGUAAACCCAGUCCCUCGCCCCUCCCAGCUCCCAGUCCACCGCGCCUCAAAAAGAGCGAGCCUCAGCCAGAGCCCGACCAGUCGGAGAGCUCCAAACCCGAUCCGCUGGUUCAGGAAGCUUCUUCUACCAGUGACCUUCCGACCGAGGCGAAGCCCGACUCGGUGUCCGACGGGCCGAAAAACCCCCGCGAGUCUCCAGAGAAAUCCUCCAAAACCGAGGACAAACCCAAACCGAGGGACAGAGACCGGGACAAGGAGAGAGACCGGGAGCGGGAGAAAGACGGCCGUAGAGACCGUCCACGCCACCGCACGCGGUCCCGCUCGCCCCGUCCCAGACGCCGCCACAGAUCCCGCUCCAGGUCAUACUCGCCCCGGCGCAAACCGAGCCCACGGAGGCGCAUGUCCCCCAGACGCAGGAGCCCCCCGAGACGGCCCCCUCCGCCCAGACACAGACGCUCACCCGUCCGCAGGCGGCGCUCUCCGACUCGCUCGUCCUCCGGAAGCUCGUCCUCGCGCUCCCCUGUUAAGAGGCUGCCAGCGAAGCGCAGCUCCGUCUCGCCGCCCAAAAAACAGGCGUGCCACACCGAGACCUCCUCCAGCCCUCCCAGGAGGCGCCGCAGCCCCUCAGGUCCUAUGCGCCGACCCGGUGGAAGGAACGAGUCGCCGUCUCCUGCACCGAAACCGAGAAGAUCGGACGUGUCCGAAUCGGAGGAGGAUAAAUCGGGCAAAGGGGCUGCGGCCGAUUCUGUCCAGCAGCGACGACAGUAUCGCAGGCAGAAUCAGCAGUCGUCUUCAGAAACCGGAUCUUCGUCGUCGUCCUCGGAAGACGAAGGGCCGAGUCGGCAGGGCAGGGGGCCGCCGGCUAGGAACGGGGAUGUCAGGAGGAGGAAGAGUCGCACCCCGGUGUCGCCUAGGAGACGGCACAGGGAAGCCUCGCCGAGAAAGAGACGAUCUCCGUCACCUCGGCGACACCGCUCACCCUCCCCCAGACGCCGCAGAUCCCCAUCACCUCCUCCCAGACGCAGGUCGCCCUCGCCGCCUCCUCGGCGCUACUCUCCGCCCAUUAAGCGCCGCUACAGCCCCUCCCCUGUUCCAGCGCGCAAGAGACGCUCUUCUCCCUCGCCUGCGCCCCCCAAGCGCUCCAGCCCCACCCCGCCCUCCUCUCCCCCUCCGCGGCCACGACGGAGCCCGCCGAAGACCUCGUCCGCGCGCCCGGGCAGCCCUCAGGCCAGAUACGCGUCCUCGGUGUCACCGCAGCGACGAGGACCGUCUCCCGUGCACAGCAGGGCCAUCCGCAGGGUGUCGCGCACGCCCGAGCCGCGCAAACCUCAGAGAGAUUCUCAGAGCCCGCGGCCAGUGAGGAGACGAGCGUCCCGCUCACGCUCCGCCUCGCCCGCUCGUUUCGCGGCCGUCGAGCCUGCGCCUCAGAAGCGACCGGCCUCCGCGUCGCCGUCUCCCUCUCCCGCUCGCUCGGCCAGCGGCUCCCCGGCACCUCCUCCGGCCAAGAAGGCCGGCAGCGCCUCGCCAAGCCCCUCCCUUAAUAAGAACUCGGAUGCGGACGGCGGUAAGAAGAAGAAGAAAAAGAAGGAGAAGAAACACAAGAAAGAGAAGAAGCACAAGAAGCACAAGAAGCACAAGAAGGAGAAGGGCGUUGCGGCACCAGCAGCGGAGGAACCGGAGGCCGCCCGGGCUGAAGCGGAGCACGAGUCCGAUCAGAAAAAGGAAUCAGAGAGUGAAGUAGACGACAGUCUGGAUGACCUGGAGAAGCACCUGAGAGAAAAAGCGCUGCGCUCCAUGAGGAAAGCUCACAUGUCUCCGCCCCAGUCCUGAGGACCAGUUCCCCCAGUCCCGAGGACCAGUUCCGACACCCCUUGCUUAUUUUAAACCGUCUGACGUUGGUUUGGGUUAGAAUGUACAGAUUCAGAUUCAACACACCCUACGAUUAGAUUUGAUUUGCUGUAUUUUUUUCUGAUUUGUAUCGAGCAUGAUGUUUGUUUUUUGAUUCACCACCGAGAUGCUUUUACAGAACAGUAGGAUUUUGGGGGGGGAUUUAAGGGUUUUACUUUCUCGACAGCCCUUGAUUUAAUUUUAACACGAGUUUAAGAAGCUGCGAGGAGUUCAGAGCUUGAACGUCAGUCUGUAGAUCCUGUAAUUCUAAAGCUGUGUUUUAUUUUCUGUUAGGGUCUCAGAUCAGAUAGAACGCUGAGAAGAAGGUGUGUGUGUGUGUGUGUGUGUGUGUGUGUGUGUGUGUGUGUGUGUGUGUGUGUGUGUGUGUGUGUGUGUGUGUGUGUGUGUGUGUGUGUGUGUGCUUAUCUGAGAAUAAGUGAGAACUGUUCGUUUAUCUCUGCCCCGGUUUUUCUGACCUUCAAGUUUCAAGUCGUUUGACUGUACAUUCAUUUUUUUGGGCUUUGAAAAUAACACAUUAAAACCUUUAUGAACUUA
This is a messenger RNA of Trichomycterus rosablanca, 3056 nucleotides long. RefSeq names its product serine/arginine repetitive matrix 1 (gene srrm1). The transcript has 17 exons. Gene Ontology annotation, biological process: mRNA processing; regulation of mRNA splicing, via spliceosome. Lineage: Eukaryota; Metazoa; Chordata; Actinopteri; Siluriformes; Trichomycteridae. Gene Ontology annotation, cellular component: spliceosomal complex. The record is from RefSeq and is a predicted model, not a curated record. Bases 63 to 2444 code for a protein of 793 amino acids. Gene Ontology annotation, molecular function: RNA binding.